This is a messenger RNA of Anopheles darlingi, 1661 nucleotides long. RefSeq lists its product as uncharacterized. The transcript has 3 exons. Gene Ontology annotation, biological process: spermatogenesis. The coding region runs from base 184 to 1467 and encodes 427 amino acids. Lineage: Eukaryota; Metazoa; Arthropoda; Insecta; Diptera; Culicidae. The record is from RefSeq and is a predicted model, not a curated record.
AAUUCCUCUAGCUGGAAAAUCUCAAAAUCUGCGGGUAUACAUCACGUUUCCUGCCCAGAAAACCCCCGGCAUUAAUUAUUCUUGUGUUCUUUAACCGAACGGAUGGAUAACGCUGUCUGAAUCCUGUUUGUAAAUAAAUUAGAAGAACAGUAAGAUUAAAGUAGCAAGAACUCCUGCAGCAGGAUGGAGGAUUUAAAGAAGUAUAUCCGUGCCGUGAUGAUUUCGAAUACUCGCAAGCUAAUGACCGUAGAACAUCUGAUGGCAGAUUUCAAAUUAAUGGAGGGUGAGAACAUUCCGUACCAGCAAUUUGGUUUCAAAACGCUGGAAGAUUUGCUACGUGCGAUGCCGGACGUCCUGCAGGUCCAAGGCUACGGCCGGCAGGCAACCCUUAAGCCGAUUAUAACUCAGAAAAGCCAGUACAUGAGAGAACUGGUGGAGAAGAACAAGAGCACGCCCCAGGGUAAUUCGAACUGGAAUAAGCAAAAUAUUCCUGUACGAAGACAACCCAUGACCUGGGAAAAGCAUAACGAUUUCGGAAUGAAUAACAACGCAGUUCGUAGCGGAGAGCCGAAGAAAAACAAUUUCUAUCACAAUCCGGCAACAGAUAAAAAUGCUAGGAGGAUGAUCGAAAUGGUCGCAAAAAAUGUUGAACGCUUGACUAGCGAAGCGGCGGUAUACGCGAACAACGACCAAAUCUCAAAUGCGACUAACACCAUUAAGAAAGAAGUAUCGGAAAAGGAAAGUGAUGGGAAGUAUGAUGGAAGCAAACUGUUGCCGGUAUCCUUCACCAGUCCGACCGCUUCCUGCCAAAAGGAUACAACCGAGCGAAACGAAGAGUUCAUAGAUAAGAUAGAUAGUUUCGAGCCGCUGCUUCCAUUUGUAGAAAACGAAUCGCUGGUGCCUGCGAUAUGCCUAUCGCCCGUCAGCAACCUGCACGGGAUCUAUGUACAAUUGCAGCAAAAUACGGCAAAGCUGCACACGAUGUCGCUUCAAAUGGAGUCAAUUUACGGGAAACGCACCUGUACCGGCGAUAUGAAUGGUGCCAAACACAAGGAUAAGCAUAUUAGACUGGGAAAGUAUUGUUCGGUUAGGAAUAAUGAAGAUUGGUUCCGUGGGUUGGUCUUGAGUCGGCCUGACGGUGGAUUAGUUAAAGUAUAUUUCAUCGACUUUGGUGUAGUAAAUCUAAUCCCGAAGUCGAAUGUAUUCCAUCUACCGAACCAUUUUCGAUUCCCCAAACAAUUGGUCCGUGUGACCAUGGGCGACAUUCAACCGAUCGGCGACAGAUGGAGCGAAGGGGCGUUACGUUUUAUCAACCAAACCUUAGAGUGCAAAAGGAUACACUUGCUAAUAAGGGCUAUCGAUGCAAAGACCAACACUUUGGACGCUGUGCUGAUCGAUACGAGCGGACCUGAUGAUGUAAUUUUAAGCCGUGAGCUUGUACGACGACGAGAAGCGAUCUGGACAUGAUAAUUGCGCGGAACAAAUUUGUGACAAGAACAACAACAUUCAAAGUGUACAUUAUCUAGAUUUCUUUUUAUAUUUACAUACAACUACAAUUCCCAUAUUAUUUUACGAGGAGCAGCAUUAGGUAUGAUGGAUGCAUGCGUAUGCAUCACACAUCAAAAAAUAAAUAAAUGCUUCCAAUAAAGCGUCAUAAUGAA